AUGGGUUUACACCGGGCUCUGCAGCAUGAAGGGGCUCCUAAGGCGCUAUUAGAUUCUAUUGUGGAAAACGAGCAAAAAUCACAGUCUAUGACAUUUGAGAAUGCCACUGCUUUUAUUGUACGUACACAAGAACAAGACUUGGGGGAUUCUGCAUACCACCAGGUGUUAGCGUGCAUGAAGAAGAAACCAUCGGUUCCGCUUGAUACUCAGAUUCGUAAUUUUGAACGCAAGGUUGAGUUCAUGGAAAUGCGACAGUAUGAGAACCCCUCCAAGUGUACCGCAAUCAUGGUAUACUGUAUCUUAUACGCCAAGCUGCAGUGGACAGUGAUAUUGUGCCUGAUCAACCACCCACCGAGACAAUUUCAUGACUUGGUCGAUGUGUCGUAUGUGCAGAGUGACGAUGAGUUGAUGGAGGAAGAGCAGACACCCGACGGAACAGAUUCGGAUUAA
Molecule: messenger RNA, 450 nt
Organism: Sphaeroforma arctica JP610
Lineage: Eukaryota; Ichthyosporea; Ichthyophonida
Exons: 2
Coding region: 1-450 (149 amino acids)
Source: RefSeq, a predicted model, not a curated record